Apis florea (little honeybee) is the source of this 2333-nucleotide messenger RNA. Its product is annotated as late secretory pathway protein AVL9 homolog. Lineage: Eukaryota; Metazoa; Arthropoda; Insecta; Hymenoptera; Apidae. The record is from RefSeq and is a predicted model, not a curated record. Gene Ontology annotation, cellular component: cytoplasm.
UAAAUCGUGUAGUUGGUAUACAUGAAAGUAACAUGGUGGUUAAGAGCGCGUGCUAAGUAUAAGUUUGUGUAGUUUAACUGGUAAUAAAAAAAUAUAUAUAUAUAUAUAUUUUUUUCUUCUCUAAAAUAACGAAAUAAAUUAAAUUAAACGACGAAAAAUUGUGUAAGAUAUAUAAUUAGUUUAAUGUAAUACAUUCUUAAAAUAUGGCAGAAUCAAUUGGACCAAUACUUCAUGUGAUUGUCGUCGGAUUUCAUCACAAAAAAGGAUGUCAAGUAGAGUACUCGUUUCCUCCUUUGGUACCUGGAGCUCCAAACGAAUGUCCAUUAGGAUGGAAAUAUUUACCAACUCUUGCUCUGCCAGAUGGAUCUCAUAAUUAUGAUGAAGAUACAGUUUAUUUUCAUUUGCCUAGUCUGAAUAAUCCAAAAUGUACAAUAUAUGGCAUUUCAUGCUUUAGACAAAUUCCUGUUGAGAAAUUAAAAAAUCGUACAUCCGACAUAACAAGAGGUACUGUUCAAAAAUCUGUUUGUGUUUUAAGUACUUUACCAUUAUAUGGUCAUAUUCAAGUAAAAAUGGCUUUGAUAACGCAUGCAUAUUUUGAAGAAGGUGACUUUAGUAAAGUAUCAUUAUUAGAAGAUACUUAUCAUCAUCUCAAUUCUUGUAUGAGUUGUGAGAGUCAAAUACCACCACAAAUAUUUGUUGGAUUGUCUGCUAGAGAUUUCAUAUUACAAUUUCGUCACAAAGUUCUUUUAUUGUUUAAACUACUUUUGUUAGAAAAAAGAAUAGUUUUUUAUCAAUCACCGGUUCAACCAUUAUGCGCUGCAAUAUUAACAUUACUUUCAUUGUAUCCUGGUAUGAUAGAACAUGGUUUGCAACAAGCUGCUUGUGUUAGGUAUUAUAUAUUCUAAAAAAAUAUAUUUUUUCAUAAUUAUAUUAUCAAAGAUGGUAUAUCUGAUAGAGUAACACAUAUUAAUGGUAAUUCUGAUAGAAAUUCAUUAUGUAUAAAUGAUAAUAAAGCUAUUGAAACUAUGGAAGGUAAAUGUAUGGAUGAAUUAAAAAAUGUAACAGUACAAAAGAAUAAUAAUGAAAAUGAAAAUUUAAAUAUGAAAGUCAUUGAAGUUAAUUCAGCACAAGAAUGUUCCAAUGUGGAAGAAAAUAAUUCUGUAUAUUCUUCAAAAUCAAAUGAUAAUAUGCAUAGAGUGCAGAGUAUACAUACAAUUACAUUAAGUACAACAGAUACUGAUAAUACAUUACCACGUGAUACAAGUAACGACGCACUUUCUGAUGCACGUUUAACAAAUAAUAUUACCCAAAUUGCACAUAUAAAUCCUGAAUUAUGUGGUUUACCUUUAAAUAUAUUUACAAAGGGAUAUUUAUGUUUACCAUACUUAUCUUUACCAUAUCUGGAUCUUUUGGCAGAUAUUAAUGUUAGAGGAUACAUAGUAGGUGCAACGAAUGUUUUAUUUAAACAGAAAAAACAACUUAUUGAUGUAUUAGUAGAGGUUGAAAAUACGCGAAUAGAAACAAGUGACCCGGAAUUAAGAAGACAAUUGCAUCUUACAACUGAAGAUCUAAGAUUUGCUGAUUAUAUAGUAAGACAUGUCUCGGAGCCACGCAAAGAUAUUUUUUUGGAUGGUGUAGGAUGGGAAGGAGGAGACGAAUGGAUUAGAACUCAAUUUCGGGUUUAUUUAUUGAGCAUGUUAAGAACAUCGAUGCAACAAGAUAGUAGACAAUCUGAUCAUUAUAAUUCUGCAUUUAUAGCUGCUUGGCGCUUAACGAAUAAUUAUAAGAUAUGGAAUAGUUCUAAUAAACCAGAAAUUAAUAAUAUAGAACCAGGUCAUCCAUUUGCUGGACAACUAUCUGUUCAAGAUAUGAAAUUACGAUUAUCGCAUACAAUGCAAAAUACAGAAAGUGGUAGAAAAUUGAAUCAAGCAAUGGCAUCAACUGGACGAGCGGUUGCGACAACUGGAAAAGCAGUUGGUGGUGCAUUAUCACAAGCUAAAGGAGCUUUUUCUAACUGGUGGAGUACAUUAACAACAGUUCAACCUGUAGAGGAAGGAAAGACCACGGACAAUCAAACUUCGACUAUACAUCAAACGCUUUCAAAUAUGGUUAACAAAACUGCUGUGGAAGAUGACGAAAUUAAUAUGACUACUAACAAUACAGGUUUAGAGGAAUGAUUGAUACAAAUUAAUACAAAGACUUAUAUCAAUUCCAAUUAUUUUUUAGAAUAACUAUAAAACUAAUUUUUUUUUUUUUAAAUCUACAAGGGAAAAAAUCCCGAAGUGAUUAGUACCAAUUUUGAUGAAAUUUUAAUAUAUAUAGUAAUUCACAAA